AUGUUGAAAUAUUUUACGAAAGAACAUUAUUCUAAUUUAUCUUCUGGGAAAAGAAAAUCAUUGAUGAUGGAAAUGGAUAUUAAAACAAGAAAAACUUUUAUAACAAGAGAGGAAUUUAAACAUAUUUUCAUUUUAGAUUCCAUCGAUGUAACAGCCGGAUUAUGUUUACUGAAUGUUUUUUUAUUUAUUUUAGGUGGGUUAACUAGAAAUAAAAAGAAAGGAGAUAUAACUAGGAAUUUACAAGGAGUUAUAUUUAUUAUAAGUUUAUUAUGUUAUUCUAUGCAGAAAUUUUUAAAAAUGUGUAUUGUAUCGGAUUCAUUUUUUUUUCUGCUACUCACUUUAUCUUGCAUUUGUCCAUUUUUAUUAUUAAAAUUAAACGGAAGUUUUAAUAGUAUUAUUUUUUUUUAUUUGAGUAUAAUAUUAUAUUUUACAAAGUAUCAUUUAAGAGUUUUAUUUAUUUUAGAUAUUUUUUUAAUAAUUAUAAUAUUUAUUAUAGAAAUUUCUAUAAGUUCAACUACAAUGGAUUUUUACAUGCUAAUAUUUUUAUCAUGCACUUUUUUCAUUAGUAUUAUAUUUUACAGAUAUUUAUAUUAUUUUUCUAAAACAAUUGCCAUUUCCUCUUCCCAACCAAAAAAAAUGAUACUAAUUUUUCCUUAUAUAAAUGAAUAUCAAGAAAUAUGUUUCCUAAAAUUAGCUGAUAUUCUUUUAGACUUAAAUAAUUAUAUUAAUAUAAAGUGGAAUUUAUUUUGUAAUAAUAUACCAAAAAUUAAUUUAAAAAACCAAACAGAAAUUCAAAAUCUAAAUAUUGUUUCUUCUAGAUUGUCAAAUAAAUUAUAUACAUUAAGAAAUCAAAAAAUGUUUCUUAAUUAUCCUCCAUAUUAUUGCCUUAAAGUGUUGUAUCACAAAAAAUUAUAUUUAGUUAGUUUGGCUAUCGAAAAAAAGAGAAAAAAAAUUAUGAGAUUAUACCCCAACUCAAAUAAAAAAAAUCUUUAUUUUUUAAUUGAAAUUAUAAAACUUCAAAGAAAUUUUUGUACUUUUGAAAACAAAAAUGAAAAAGAUUCAAAAGAUAAGAAAUUGGAUAAAAAAUCCGAUGAUACAAAAAUUACUAAAAAAGAAAAAAGAAAUUUUGAAAAGAAAAGUAUCAAAAAAAAGAAAAAAGAUAACAAAAAAAAAUUGGAUGUAAAUAAAACAGACAACUUACAAAAAAAAAACGAUAAAAAAGAAAAGGAAUCAUUUAAAUCACAUAAAAAAUAUUAUAACUUUAUUUCAAACAACAAUGAAAUUAAGGAUUUUUUUGAGUGUAAAAUUAAUUAUAAUUGUAAAGUAAAACAAAAAGAAGAACAUAAUAGAAACAAAAAAGAUAAAAAAAGGAAGAAUAAAAAAGAAAAAAAAAAAAAAAGAAAAAUUUUAGCAAACUUUAGAUAUAAAAGUUGGGAAUUUUAUAAAAUUCAUUCUACAAAAUUAAGAGAAUAUUCUUCAGAAGUUAUUAUAAAAGAAAAAGUAAAUGCAGAAAAAAAAAAAAAAAAAGACGUUGAUUUAUUUAGACAUAAAAAAAAAACUUCAAAACUAAGAAAUAAUUAUAUUAACACAUUGAGUGUAGAAAGAGGAAAAAUAAAAAAAUAUUUUAAUAAUUUAAAAUCAGAUGGACAUUUUUUUGAGUCUAAAUAUGUUAGCAUUUUAUCAAAGAAAGGAAAUAGUAUAGAUAGUGCAAAAUUAAAAGAGGAUGAACAAAAUUUAAAUGAUCAGAAAAAUAUGUUUUCACUAGAAAAUAUUAAUAACAUUAAGAAAAAAAAUAAAAAAAAAAGUUAUAAUAUAGAAAAGAUAAAAAAUAAUGAUAAUAUUAAUAUUAAAAGAAAUGUUUUAAAAAAAAGGUUUAAAAAUCUAGAAGAGCAUGGUGGACAAAUGUUCUAUGAUAAUAAAAUAGAUGAAGAAAUUAAUAAAAGGAAUAACAUAACUAAUAAGAAAAAUGUAUUAAAAAACAGUAACAAUGAUAAUAAUGAUUUUUCUUCUAUUACUUCUAAACAAAAUAAAUAUACACAAAAUAGUAUAAAAAGUUUUUUUGUAUUGGAUAAUAAAAAAGAAAUUAAUUUAAAUGAACAAAAUAAUAAAAAGUAUAUAUAUAAUACAACAAAAAUAUAUUACAAAUCACAUAAUGGAAAUAAUUCAAAAAAAAAUAAGCAAAUAUAUUUUAAUAAUUCGGAGCAAUAUAAAUCUACAUCUUUUAGUUCUUAUUAUAGUGAUAUAUCUGAAGGAAAAAUAGUUCUUAUAAAUUUUUCUUGUAUAUUUUACCUAUUUAUUAAUAAAAUUCAAUUAAUAUUAAGAUAUAUAGAAAAAAUUAAUUAUGUUGUUCAAAGUGCUAAUUUCAAAUCAGGAGUUUCACCUCAUAAAGAUAAUCUUUUAUCUUUUCUUGAUCAAAAAGUUGAGAGAUAUUAUUUAUUAUGGUCAAAUUCUUUUGAUUUAGUAUAUUAUGUACAAAAUUAUAUUUAUCAUAUUUUCUUAAUUCUGAUUUUUCACAUUUUUUGCAUUUUUAUAAGAAUAGCCCCAAUACAUAUGAGCCAUUCAUAUUUCCUCUUUAAAAUUAAUAGUUUUUUAAUAAUAUUUAUCUCAAGAUUUUUACUAUCUCUUGUAAUUAUUGCAAUUGUCAUUUCACCAAUAAUAAGAACCAUAUCUGUAAACCCACAAAAUAUUUUCAAAAUAAAAAUGUGUUUUUUUAUAUUAUCAAUUUUUAUUUUAUUAUUGUCAAUUUUAGAUUAUUUAUGGACAAUAUUUUUAGUCCAUAAAAAUUCAUGGAAUUUAGAGAAAAAUUCUUUGCUUAAAUUACAAAAAGCAUAUGAAUAUAGUAUAUUUUAUGAAGCUGAAUUUAUAUUAUUUGUCCCAAUAUUUUAUUUUUUAGUAAUGCACAGAUUAAAAAGUAUGUGGUUUAUAUAUAUUAUAUGGAUAUCCUUAAUAAAUAUAAUAUUUUGGGUUUAUAUAAGUGUUCCUUUAAUAGGUCUAAAAAUUAACAUCUCUCUGAUAGUUUUAAUUUUCAUGUGUAUAUUAUUUAUUAUCAGACCUUUUGAGAUUGUUAAAAGAGACAUAUUUUCAAAAUAUGUUUUACCAUAUAUAUUGUUUUUAGAUGAUAUUUUACAUUUUGUUAACAAUGAAAAAGAACUAAAAUAUUUAUAUUAA
This is a messenger RNA of Plasmodium gallinaceum, 3168 nucleotides long. Its product is annotated as conserved Plasmodium membrane protein, unknown function. The transcript is spliced from 6 exons. The record is from RefSeq and is a predicted model, not a curated record. The coding region runs from base 1 to 3168 and encodes 1055 amino acids. NCBI's taxonomy places the organism in Eukaryota, Apicomplexa, Aconoidasida, Haemosporida, Plasmodiidae.